AAAAAAGCGAAUUUUGUUUAUAUAAAAUUUUCCUCGGAAGUGACGUGGAUAGAACGCACCGGAGCAGGAGGAACACGGCCAUCGAAGAGAUUUCGGUACUCCAGUUCUGGAGAAUUUUGAAUCGAAUUCGAGCAGAUCAGCGAGUUCCUAACUGUUCUGUCCUCUUCUAAUGCCCAUUUCUUGAUUUUCACGUCUCUGUUGGAUGUUGAGUCUGUAGCUGGUUUUUCCAGGGAUGUAUUGAGCUCUGCGUUGAGAUCUGAUCCCUAUCUAUCUUCCUAUCUAUAACACAACACAUCAUUCUGUGCGCACCAUGGGGAUUUUGUUUACUCGAAUGUUUUCUUCGCUCUUUGGAAAUAAGGAAGCUCGAAUCCUUGUUCUUGGGCUCGAUAAUGCCGGAAAAACUACAAUUCUCUAUCGGCUCCAGAUGGGGGAGGUUGUCUCGACAAUUCCAACAAUUGGGUUUAAUGUUGAAACUGUGCAGUACAACAACAUCAAAUUCCAGGUCUGGGAUCUUGGAGGACAGACUAGUAUCAGACCAUACUGGAGAUGCUAUUUUCCAAAUACGCAAGCUAUAAUCUAUGUGGUUGAUUCAAGUGAUACUGAUAGGCUGGUGGUAGCAAAAGAGGAGUUUCAUGCAAUACUUGAGGAAGAAGAGUUGCGUGGUGCAGUUGCGUUAGUUUUUGCGAAUAAGCAGGAUCUUCCGGGUGCACUUGAUGAUGCUGCAGUCACAGAGGCUUUAGAGUUGCACAAAAUUAAGAACCGCCAAUGGGCUAUAUUUAAAGCCUCCGCUAUAAAAGGAGAAGGUCUUUUUGAGGGAUUGGAUUGGUUAAGUAACACCCUCAAGUCUGGAGGUGGCUAAGUAUUACCAGCCAAAGAACAUUUGAGGCACCCAGUUGGAGAAUACGAUGUUUGAGCAUCAUGACUUGCAGAAGAGAACUCAUUUGCCGAGUGAUUUCGCCAGUUUUACUUGUUUUAGUCACAAUUUUUCUUUUUAAAGGGAAUGAUCUAUUUUGUAUACAUGUAAAAUUGCUUUCAUUAAAGAGGCUUUUUCUUGUUUCCCAUCUUUAAUUGCUGUGAUUUGAAUGCUAUUUAUUAACAUCAUUUCUAAUUCAGGGAUAAUGUCUAAGAUCGAACUUUUGUCA
Messenger RNA from Cucurbita maxima (winter squash), 1142 nucleotides. RefSeq names its product ADP-ribosylation factor 1-like. Gene Ontology annotation, biological process: vesicle-mediated transport; intracellular protein transport. The coding region runs from base 311 to 859 and encodes 182 amino acids. The record is from RefSeq and is a predicted model, not a curated record. Gene Ontology annotation, cellular component: cytoplasm; Golgi apparatus. The transcript has 9 exons. Gene Ontology annotation, molecular function: GTP binding; GTPase activity. Lineage: Eukaryota; Viridiplantae; Streptophyta; Magnoliopsida; Cucurbitales; Cucurbitaceae.